Molecule: messenger RNA, 1705 nt
Organism: Dryobates pubescens (Downy woodpecker)
Lineage: Eukaryota; Metazoa; Chordata; Aves; Piciformes; Picidae
Gene: CTNS
Product: cystinosin, lysosomal cystine transporter
Exons: 11
Coding region: 176-1273 (365 amino acids)
Biological process (GO): L-cystine transport
Cellular component (GO): lysosomal membrane
Molecular function (GO): L-cystine transmembrane transporter activity
Source: RefSeq, a predicted model, not a curated record
CCGCUCCGCCACACCCAAGAUGGCGCCGGGGGGCGGCCGCCCCGGCUCUACAUGCACGAUGGGCGCGGGGCGGGGAGUUCACAGGCGGCUGCCUCACGUGAGGAGCUGAAAAGGGAAGCGCCGGGGGUGUGCGGGCCGGAGCUGCGGCGCUGGAAGGAGCUUUUCCAUCGUGAGGAUGAAAUACCUGCUCCCCGCUCUUCUGUACCUCUCGCUUGUGCUGCUGGGGCCUGGCGAUGGAGUCAUUGUAUUGUCUGUCCCUGAAGUGGUUUCAUUAGAAAGUGGAAGUUCAACAAAUGUCACUGUCUCUCUGAGGGCUCCACUAAAUGAGACACUGGUGAUCAAUUUUAAUAUUACACACUCAUCAAAACACAGCACUGUUGUUGAACUGCCUGAUGAAGUAGAGUUGCCUGCAGGUCACACUAAAGCAGACUUCAAAGUGAAAGCAGAUGAUGUGGGACAAGUAACAGUUUAUCUUUACACCACUAAUUCCAACUUAACUGGACCUAGGAUCCAGUUUCAGGUGAUUCACAGCAUCAUAGUGAGAUAUGCUGAUGAGGUGAUUGGUUGGAUCUAUUUCCUGGCCUGGUCUGUCUCCUUUUACCCUCAGCUCUUCGAGAACUGGCGACGAAAAAGUGUAGUUGGACUAAGCUUUGACUUUAUAGCAUUAAACCUUACUGGCUUUAUAGCAUACAGUGUGUUUAAUGUUGGACUCUUCUGGAUUCCCUUGAUUAAGGAAGAAUUCUUAGUCAGCUACCCCAGUGGGGUGAACCCUGUGGCUGUCAAUGAUGUCUUCUUCAGUCUCCACGCAGUGGCUCUCACUCUGGUUGUCAUCAUUCAGUGCUGUAUCUAUGAGAGAGCAGGACAGAAAGUAUCCAAGGUGGUUGUGGGACUCCUGGCACUUGCAUGGAUCUUCACCUUCACAACACUGUUUCUUGCUGCAGCUGAGGAGAUGACAUGGCUGCAGUUCCUGUUCUGCUUCUCCUACAUUAAGUUAGCAGUCACACUGAUAAAGUAUUUUCCACAGGCGUACCUGAACUUCCGCCGGAAGAGUACCGAGGGAUGGAGCAUCGGAAAUGUGCUACUGGACUUCACUGGUGGAACCUUCAGCCUCCUCCAGAUGUUUUUACAGUCAUACAAUAAUGAUCAGUGGAAGUUAAUCUUUGGAGAUCCAACCAAAUUUGGCCUGGGUGUCUUCUCCAUCAUCUUUGAUAUUGUUUUUAUGGUCCAGCACUACUGCCUUUAUAGAAGACAAGGGUAUGAACCUUGUGAAUAACAUCACUUGUGACAAAAGCUUUACAUUGAACUUGUUCCCCCCCUGGCUGAGGGCUUUAGGGAUGCCUGCUGCCAGUUACCAGAAAUACUGACUCAGCUGUCUGUUUAUACUUUGAUCCUCUCUGGUGUGGAAUACAAGCUGUUGCCUUGCCAAAUGCUGAUUGCCAGAUGCCUUAAAGGACAGCAAGCUAACCACCACUUGUAAAUGGGAGACUGAAGCCCGCUGAAGAUGCAGACAGCUUAGUGUGAGCUGCCAAGCAAGGUGUGGCUCUUGUUCCAUUAACAGGAAAGAGAAAGACCAGAGUGUCUUUGGGUGGAAAUGCAGAGUUCUGGCUUACAAGUCUGAGAUAACUUAAGAACCACUUGAUAUAAUGCAGUGACCCAAGACUGUGGAUCUAAGUGCUGCUGACACCUCACCGAUCACAGCAGAACA